Messenger RNA from Gossypium raimondii (Peruvian cotton), 1150 nucleotides. RefSeq names its product GDSL esterase/lipase 7. The transcript is spliced from 5 exons. The coding region runs from base 60 to 1145 and encodes 361 amino acids. The record is from RefSeq and is a predicted model, not a curated record. NCBI's taxonomy places the organism in Eukaryota, Viridiplantae, Streptophyta, Magnoliopsida, Malvales, Malvaceae. Gene Ontology annotation, molecular function: hydrolase activity, acting on ester bonds.
UAUUCAACACUUACAUAAAACCAUUAUCCUCCUAUUCUUCUUUAAUUUCUCUUGCAAAGAUGAGCAACAACAACUUCAUCACGUCCAACAUUUUCUUAUUCAGUCUCCAUCAAUUCCUCUUGUUAGUCCACACUAAACCUCUGGUACCAGCUCUCUAUGUAUUCGGAGAUUCAUUGUUUGACAGUGGCAAUAACAAUCUUCUGCCAACAAUGGCCAGGGCAAACUUCCCACCUUACGGCCACAAUUUCGUCCAGCACUUCACUGGAAGGUUCACUAAUGGUAGAACUCUCCCAGAUUUUAUAGCUGAGUUUCUUGAGCUGCCAUAUCCUCCACCAUACUUGGGCAUACACGACUCAGUACCCUUAACAGGUUUGAAUUAUGCAUCUUCAGCUUGUGGAAUUCUCCCUCAAACUGGAACUAUAUUUGGCAAAUGCUUGAGUUUGGGUGAACAAAUUGACUUGUUUAAAUGGACAAUUGAAUCGAAGCUGCCUACCCACUUUAACAGCUUAGAGGAGCUUUCUAAACACUUGGCAGAUUCUAUUUUCAUAAUUACAACAGGCAGCAAUGAUUACAUUCAAAACUAUCUAGAACCAACCUUGUUUAGCACAAAUCAUGAUUAUGAUCCUCAAUCAUUUGCUCAGCUUCUUAUAGAUGAUCUCUCCAACCAUUUCCAGAGCGUAUAUAAAUUAGGAGCAAGGAAGAUAAUAAUGCACGAAAUAGCCCCACUUGGAUGCAUCCCACAUUAUACAAGAAAAUAUCAAGUAGUCGUAGGCAAAUGUCAUGAACAAACUAACCAAAUUGUCUCAUAUUUCAAUACCAAGCUUCAUGAAUUGCUCAAGUCUUUAACAUCCACUCUUCAAGGCUCCAUACUUGUUCUUGCUCGAAUUAAUUCAUUAGGCUAUGAUGUCAUUACUAAUCCUUCAAAAUAUGGAUACAGUGAUGCAAGCAAUCCAUGUUGCACAACUUGGGGUAACGGGAGUGCUGUAUGUAUUCCAUGGCUGGAACCAUGCCCUAACCCAAAUCAACAUUUUUUCUGGGAUGGUUAUCAUAAUACAGAGACAGGGAAUUCAGUGGCAGCCUCCCUUUGUUUCAACACUUCUGAAUUUUGUACUCCUUUUAGUAUUAAGGACCUCAUACAAAUUUAAAUAAA